UGUUGGCAGGCGGCGCCGGGGCAGAGGCGCUCCUGGCAGCCGGUGCGAACGGGGGCGCGGCAGGGAGAGGAGACCCCGGGCGGGAUGGGCGGCAGCGAGAGCAGCCACGGCGGCAGGAGGGUCACCUUCGGGCUGGACGAGCGGGACCAAGUCCGGGUGCUGCAGGGCAUCAGGCUCACUGAAGAUGUAGUGAACCGAAUGAAAGAAUCUUCUCAAAGUAAAAGGGACAGCCAGAGAUCUCCCCGUGCAUCCGAUGGCACAGCUCCAUCUUCACUGGCUGCAGAAGGGAAACCCAAAUCUACAGGAAUCCAUCCACCGGUGUCGAGUGACUCUGCUGCAGAGCAGGAGCUGUACAGGAGGUAUGAGCAAGAACAUGCUCUGGUCCAAGAGGAGUUGCUCCGUCUGGCCAAAAGAGAAAGGGAAGCAGCCAGUGAGGCCAGGGAAAGGGACAGCAUUAAUGAGGAGAAGCAGAGAACAGCCCACAUGCCUGCGGAUUUGGACGCCUGGGCUGUGGAGCUGCAAGGCAGGGAGGCAGAGUUGAAGCGACAAGAGGCCUUCUAUAAGGAGCAGUUGGCCCGCAUUGAGAGGAAGAAUGCAGAGAUCUACAAGCUGACAUCCGAGCAGUACCAGGAGGCAGCUGCCAAGGCAGAAGAGUGGAUAAAGAGGAGAAACACUGAUCCUGUCUGUGCAAACCUGCAGUCUGAAAUUCUGAAGUGCUACCAAGAAAACAAACGUGAAGUGCUCAAAUGCUCGGAGCUGGCUAAGGAAUAUCAGCGCUGUGUUAGCGCAGCUCAGAAGGUAUACAGUGCCCAUAUGUGUGAGCGCCGCGGUGCAACUGCCUAAAGGGAUGUUAGAACAAAGGAGCUGUUAGUUAAUUCUGGAUAAACAUCAGCCGCCAAAGAGCAGAGGACAGGGACCACAGAUGCCCUUGGAAGCCCCAACAUCCUUCUGGACAGACACUGACCAAAACCGGUGCCUUCUGCCCUUCAUGAUCCAAGACAGCAACAUGAUUCCUCUUCUAAUUGCCUGCAUGUAUCAGUCUCACUGUGGACAUUCCUGGAGUUGGGAGAAGAGUCCCAGGAGAGGGGGAUGCCAUAGUUUCUUUUUAUUGUUCUCCAAUGUAAAGAAUCGUGUUGACCCCAGGGGCUUCCAGUACAGCCUGUAGCUUGGGGUCUUGCCUGACAUGAGCCUGAUUCACCCUGUUCUAGCUUUGGUUUCACCAACCUACAUCUGAGUUUCAAGAGCUGUUACCUGUCUGUUUGCUCUGGGGAAAAGAGUCCAAAGUAUUUGGAAGUAACCCUGACUAGCUUGUUAGGAUUAACUGUUCCUAUCAUGCUCCCAUUGGUCACACCAGCAGGCGUGUUCCUUCCCUUCCAGGGUUCCCUCCUAAACAAUAAAGUGUUUAAUGGUC
Molecule: messenger RNA, 1411 nt
Organism: Empidonax traillii (willow flycatcher)
Lineage: Eukaryota; Metazoa; Chordata; Aves; Passeriformes; Tyrannidae
Gene: CHCHD6
Product: coiled-coil-helix-coiled-coil-helix domain containing 6
Exons: 10
Coding region: 85-843 (252 amino acids)
Biological process (GO): cristae formation; DNA damage response
Cellular component (GO): MICOS complex; mitochondrion
Source: RefSeq, a predicted model, not a curated record